GCUCACUGGGCAGCAGCGCGACCAGGACCAGACAGGGCACUGUCACCGCGCGGGUGGCCGCCGGGGCGCAGGGCGAUGUGUGCCGGGACGCAGCCGCUCGCGCCCCUGUGGUGCUUCUUGGCCGCGCUGGGGAUGCUGUGCUUCCCAGGGUCGUUCCCAGGGUCGCAAGCGUUCAACCUGGACGUGGACGCGGUCACGGUGUACAGCGGCCCCGAGGGAAGCUACUUCGGCUAUGCGCUGGACUUCCACCUUCCUGACGCUCGCACAGCUAGUGUCUUGGUCGGGGCGCCCAAAGCCAACACCAGCCAGCCGGAUAUCAUGGAAGGGGGAGCCGUGUACUACUGUCCGUGGCCCGCUGAGGGGUCUGCACCGUGCAAGCAGAUACCUUUUGACACCACCAACAACAGAAAGAUCAGAGUCAAUGGAACUAAAGAACCUAUAGAGUUUAAGUCAAAUCAAUGGUUUGGAGCAACAGUGAAGGCUCACAAAGGGAAAGUCGUGGCCUGUGCUCCUUUGUAUCACUGGAGAACCCUUAAACCAACACCAGAAAAGGAUCCAGUUGGCACCUGCUAUGUAGCAAUUCAGAAUUUCAGUGCAUAUGCUGAGUAUUCUCCUUGUCGGAACAGCAAUCCUGAUCCUGAAGGUCAAGGUUACUGCCAAGCAGGAUUUAGUCUGGAUUUUUAUAAGAAUGGAGAUCUCAUAGUAGGAGGACCUGGAAGCUUUUACUGGCAAGGUCAGGUGAUCACUGCCAGUAUUGCCGACGUCAUUGCAAAUUAUUCAUUUAAAGAUAUUCUAAGGAAACUUGCUGGAGAAAAACAGACAGAAGUGGCUCCAGCUUCCUACGAUGAUAGUUACCUUGGAUACUCAGUUGCUGCUGGGGAAUUCACUGGAGACUCUCAGCAAGAACUGGUUGCUGGAGUUCCAAGAGGGGCACAGAACUUCGGAUAUGUCUCGAUCAUUAACUCUACAGAUAUGACUUUCAUUCAGAAUUUCACUGGUGAACAGAUGGCAUCUUAUUUUGGAUAUACUGUUGUAGUAUCAGAUGUUAACAAUGAUGGAAUGGAUGACAUAUUGAUUGGGGCUCCUCUCUUCAUGGAAAGAGAAUUGGAGAGUAGCCCGCGGGAGGUGGGGCAAGUCCACCUGUAUGUGCAAGUGAGCACUCUCCUCUUUCGGGACCCACAGGUCCUCACCGGCACUGAGACUUUCGGGAGGUUCGGCAGUGCUGUGGCACACUUGGGUGACUUGAACCAAGAUGGAUUCAAUGACAUUGCCAUCGGUGUGCCCUUUGCAGGCAAGGAUCAGAGAGGAAAAGUGCUCAUUUACAAUGGGAACCAAGAUGGCUUAAACAGCAGGCCUUCCCAAAUUCUGCAAGGAGUGUGGGUCUCACAGACAGUCCCUUCUGGAUUUGGCUUUGCUUUAAGAGGGGACUCAGACAUAGACAAGAAUGAUUACCCAGAUUUACUGGUAGGUGCAUUUGGAACAGGAAAAGUGGCUGUUUACAGAGCAAGGCCAGUUGUGACUGUGGAGGCCCAGCUUCUCUUGAACCCCAUGAUUAUCAAUCUUGAAAACAAAACUUGCCACAUUCCAGAAUCUGUGACACCUGUGGCCUGCUUCUCUGUAAGAGUAUGUGCAUCUGUAGCUGGCCAGAGCAUUCCUAAUACAGUAGCCUUGGCAGCUGAAUUGCAGUUAGAUUCUCUGAAACAAAAAGGAGCCAUCAAACGGACACUCCUCCUCAGUAAUCGUCAAUCCCAUCUCAUCUUCCCUCUGCUGAUAAAGCGGCAGAAGUCCCUCCAAUGCCAGGAUUUCACUGUUUACCUUCGAGAUGAAACUGAAUUCCGAGAUAAAUUAUCUCCAAUCAACAUUAGUUUAAAUUACAGUUUGGAUGACUCAACCUUUAAAAAAGGCCUAGAAGUGAAGCCAAUAUUAAACCACUAUAGGGACAAUUUCAUUACUGAACAGGCUCACAUCCUGGUGGACUGUGGAGAAGAUAAUCUGUGUGUCCCUGACUUGAAGCUGUCUGCUAGACCUGAUAAGGAUCAGAUCGUCAUUGGAGAUGAAAAUCAUCUUAUGCUCACAAUAAAUGCAAGAAAUGAAGGGGAAGGAGCCUAUGAAGCCGAACUCUUUGUGAUGAUACCAGAAGAGGCAGACUAUGUUGGCAUUGAACGCAAUAACAAGGGAUUUCGGCCACCGAGCUGCGAGUACAAGAUGGAAAAUGUGACCAGAAUGGUGGUGUGUGACCUCGGGAACCCUAUGGCGGCUGCGACAAAUUAUUCUCUGGGUCUCCGCUUUGCAGUUCCACGUCUGGAGAAAACAAACAUGAGCAUUAACUUCAGUCUUCAAAUCAGAAGUUCCAACAAGGACAAUCCAGACAGCAAUUUUGUGAGUUUGCAAAUCAACAUCACUGCUGUUGCUCAAGUAGAAAUAAGAGGGGUAUCCCACCCUCCGCAAGUUGUUCUUCCGAUUCAUAACUGGGAACCAGAAAAGGAGCCACACAGAGAAGAAGAAGUUGGGCCACUGGUGGAACAUAUUUAUGAGCUGCACAAUAUUGGACCAAGCACCAUCAGCGACACCCUUUUAGAAGUUGGUUGGCCAUUCUCUGCACGGGAUGAGUUUCUUCUCUAUAUUUUUCAUAUUCAAACUUUGGGACCUCUGCAGUGUCAAACAAACCCUGAUAUCAACCCUCAGGAUAUAAAGCCUGCUGCCACCCCAGAGGAUACACCUGAGCUCAGUGCCUUUUUGCGAAACUCUACCAUCCCUCAUCUUGUCAGGAAGCGAGAUGUGCCCAGGGUCCAGCUCCAUAGACAGAGCCCUGCAAAAAUACUGAACUGUACAAAUAUCGAGUGUUUACAAAUCUCCUGUAUGGUGGGACGACUAGAAAGAGGUGAAAGCGCUGUUCUGAAAAUUAGGUCACGACUAUGGGCCCACACAUUCCUCCAGAGGAAAAAUGAUCCUUAUGCUCUUUCAUCCCUGGUGUCUUUUGAAGUGAAAAAAAUGCCUUAUAGAGAUCAGCCAGCAAAACUUCCAGAAGGACACAUAGCUAUUAAAACAUCAGUUAUUUGGGCAACUCCAAAUGUUUCCUUCUCAAUCCCAUUAUGGGUCAUAAUAUUGGCAAUACUUCUUGGAUUGUUGGUUCUGGCCUUAUUGACCUUAGCUUUGUGGAAGUGUGGAUUCUUUGACAGAGCUAGACCUCCUCAGGAUGACAUGGCUGACAGAGAACAGCUGACCAGUGACAAGAUUCCAGAGUCAUGACAAGGAGAAACAAAGACCAUGUUCAAAGAAAAGAAAAGACAAGGGGGCAAAAUAACAACAACUUCCCAGUGCCUGACAGUGACCAAGGAAAUGGAAGGGCCUUAAGUUUAUCACCUCAUCUAUGCUACCUUUUGGGGAAAGAAGUUUCCAUGGAGCCCAGAGGACCCUCUCGAAAAAGGAAACAGCAACACUAGAAACAAUCUGCAGUCUUGGAAGAUUUCUUUUGCUUUCAUUAUUCCAAAUUGGGUGGACAUACUGAAAUGGGCAUGGAAAUGUUGGUUGCUGUACAAGUAGAUCCAGCUCAAGUUGCAAAGAUGAAAUACCUGAAUUACUACGGAAUUUAGAAGGUAAAUUAAGACUGAACUGUUCAACACUACUGUAUCCAACAGAACAUUCAACACCUCCCUAUGGAAAACAAAUGUUUCUAAUGGUGUCAUGGCUCAGGGAGACAAGCAAUAUGAUGUUGGUACUGUAAAGCACUUGACAUGACAAAAUAAUUUUGUAAGUAAGGAUAAAAUUUUAUUUAUUUAUGUUCCAUUUCUCUGGGUUAAGAUUUUGUUUAUCUAGAGGAUUUGGAAAUUAAGAUUUGCUGAGCUAGUAUUCCAAAUCACUUCAUUUCUUCCAAUGAUAACCACUUUGUUCAGGUAACUCAUUUAAUAGAACUUUUGUAAAAUUUACACGACAUUAAGGAAAAGCAAAUUGGUAUUAGGAAUCAGUUUGCUUAAUGCCUUGCCUCCUUCUACCUGGAAUUAGUCUUACUCACACCAUUCAGGCACCCACAUCUGCUCAAUUUAGCUUAAUAAGAUGUUACAUUUAUAUUUCCUUUUAUAUAUGUAAAAAUAUUUUCACUGAUUUAGUUAAAAUAUGAAUUUCAAGGUACUUAGCAUUCUGUGUGGUAUUUAAAGGUAAUAGCAAAAUGUCUAGAGUCCAUUAAUGAGAAGUGUAAAACUAUAGGUAAAUAUUAUUUUAAUAGCUAUAACAAGCAACACCAAUACUUAGCUUGGAAUUAAAUACUUAUUUUCCCUGCUACACCUCGUACUUAGAUGCACAGAGAAAACAUAUGGAACAUAAAUAGAAUGGAAACAUAAAGUUCUACAGAUGUGAGACAAACCUAUACAAGUGAGUCCUAUGGAUUUUUAUUUAAAAUUGCCUUUUCCAACUUUAUUACUCAUUUUUAUUGCUAAUCUUUACAGUACUGAACUUUGGGCAAUAACCUAUUUAAGCUAUUUUUUCAUUCAUUUUAAUUUAACCAUCAUUAAAACAUGUUGUUUAAAACCCUUGUAAAUAAUCCAUAAACAUGUGUAAUGUUAUUAUUUUGAAGAACAACUGACCAGCCAAAUCCAUAGGUAGUCUGCACAAUUCUGUAUCCUUUUUCUAACAAUGAAAAUUUACUAUGAAGAAAUGCUAAACAAAUUUUUAUGUGCAAUAUUUUAUAGAACUAUGUAUCUAAGGAAUGUUUACACUGGCAUUAUUUUUAAAUGAGUAUCAUGAAUAUCAAGUAUGAUAAAACAAGCUGACCAUUAUCCUUAAGUUUACAAAGCAGUUGCAAAAGUCUGUGUCCCAGUUUCAAUGAUCACACUUUAUUUGAAAGAUAAACCAAACUCACAGACACUAAAUUUUAUGUGCCUUAGCCUGGAUAGGAGCCAUUUGGCUUCAGCCAUGGAACGUCGCUGGAAAGUAAGCCAAAGGCACAUGGAAAAUCACACAUUUGCAGUUUAUCUUCUUACUGCUUGUGAAUUAACUACUGCCAUGGUAGCUGUCUGGUACCUGUCAGUUGAAUUCUUAAUCCCACUUUGCAGGUCCAAUGAUGAUGAGCAUAGCCCUUGCCUCAAAGUAUUCAAGGGUCACAAACCAGCUCCUGGGGAGUCCUUUAUAAGUCCUCUAGGUAGACACAACUUUACAGAGAGGUGAAGCUCUAUGCGAUAUUAUUUGAGAAAUGCCAGAUAUCUGUGUCGUCUGUAGACAUGUCCUAAUUUUUGUCAUGGGGUGUUUUGACCAAGAAUGAUUAGCUUCUUGGGAUCUUUGAUCAUAAAAGAUCCCCUAGAGGAGAAUAUACACUUUGCCUCUAAGAUAGUAUUUGUGAAGCAACUGAGAAGUCCCAGAGCUAGUCAUGGAGAUAUGAGGAGAAAGAUGCUACAGUCACCCAGAGGAAACUAGAGAUACCAGAGGAACUCUGCAAACCAGAGCAUAGGGGCUUCAAAAGCAAACCAUAUCUUCCCCGUCUCAACCAAGAGAGAAUCCUUGCUCAAGGACACUGCUACCUACAGGGAUUAGAGGAGACCAUCAUACAUAGGCAGGCACCCAUAGAACAUGGAACCAAAUGGAGGGAGGGUGAAAACAGGUUCAGUGAGCCCUCCAGUGAUGAGUCUGCCAUGUCCCCUCCACACGAAGCAAACAGACAUCGCACUGAGGGCACAAUGCAAACAGCAUUAUCCAUUUCUUUUCUAAAUCAUAGUGUGCUGAGCUCCUCAUUGUGCCUAUCUGUAUUCUCUUCAGGUAAUUUUCUUUUCCAAUCCUUACAGCUGAUUUUUAGGACACAGGAAAAUGGGUAAUUCAUUCUAUAAACUCAGACAUUUUUAUACAGUAAAUGCGUAACAUGUGCUAGUCAUCACUGAAACUCUACUUUUAGAAAUUAACUCUUGUUUUAUUUAAAUACAUGUGUAGAUAUCUGUGAAGAUUUUCAUGUCACUAUUUACCUUGUCACUAAUAAAAUUUAAAUUUAAAGGCUAGAUUGCAUUUUUAUGAUUUAUUUUAUGUGCAACAUAAAGCUUUUACCUAAUGAUCAAGCAUCAAAGAUUGCCACCCUCACACCUUGGUUUUUAUUAUGAAAACAUUUAGCACUGGAAUAUAUUUGAGUGUGCAAAAUUAGGAUACUUCUUGGAAUGAUGAAAAUGUUCUGCACUUAGAUUGUGGUAUCACAGUCUCACCACUCUUUGAGAAUACUGAAAACUGUUGAGUUGUGUAGCUUGCACAGGAAAGUUUAUGGCAUGAGAAUCAUAUCUGAACAAAGAGGUUAAUGGGUUACUUCUAAUACUCUAACCUUUUACAACUGAUUGUCAACAUUGUCUUUUAAAAUUGUCUAUGCUUACUUCUUCACUCCUUUAUGAACCCUUCUCUUCUACCUUUACCCAUUGUCCAGACUUCUCCUGUCUUACAAUAACAUUUUGUAAAUUUCUACACUUCUCCAUCUCUUUAUAUGGCUAUUUUGCCUCUCUAAUGAGAGCAGGAAGCAUACCUUCUCAGCAGUAUAUCUCACACCUAAUGACCACACUUGAUAUAUAGUUAAGGCCAAUGUCCCACUCAAAUUCUAGAAUGAAAUAAAUUAAUAUACAUUUAUACAUGUGUGCAUAGCAAUAAUCCUAGUUAACAUGUACUUUUAUAAUCCACUUGGAUUACUAAACACCAGAGUAUAUACAAAUAUCUUUAUCUCCGCCUAUAUAUAAUGCUCACAUUAUUAUAGGUUUGGCAUCCCUAGUCAAAAAGUCCAAAAUCUGAAAAGCUCCAAAUUACAAAAUGUUUUGAGCACCAAUACCAUGUAAAAAGUAGAAAAUUUCACAUUUGACUUUGUGAAGAAUCAGUCAAAACACAGACACACUAAAUUAUUGCAUAAAAUCACAUAAAAUAUUGUAUAAAAGGCUCUGUGUGAAAAGUGUAUAUGGAACGAGAGUGAAAUUCGGUUUUAUACCUGGGUGCCCUCCCUAAGAUACUUUAUCGUGUACAAAUAUUUUGAACUUCAAAUUAAUCCAAAAUCCAAAAUAUUAAUUUCAGAAUUUGGCAACAGGUAUUACUUAUUACUCAAUCAUCUCUCUCAUUGGGAAUAACUAUUCCCAGCUUCUUUAAAGAAUACCAUUAUGCUGAAUAUGUUCCUGUGUAGGGUUUCCUUAUGUUUACUUCUGUAAGAAAAUUUUGCAAAAAUGAGACCUCCUGGUCAAAACACAUAAAGAUGAUUGUUGUUCUUGAUACUAAUGUGUGUCUCUUAAAAGAAUUAAAUAUAUUUGCAUCAACCUAAAUGUGUUCUUU
Messenger RNA from Octodon degus (degu), 7269 nucleotides. RefSeq names its product integrin subunit alpha 8 (gene Itga8). Gene Ontology annotation, molecular function: integrin binding. Bases 76 to 3249 code for a protein of 1057 amino acids. The record is from RefSeq and is a predicted model, not a curated record. NCBI's taxonomy places the organism in Eukaryota, Metazoa, Chordata, Mammalia, Rodentia, Octodontidae. Gene Ontology annotation, cellular component: integrin complex; external side of plasma membrane. The transcript has 30 exons. Gene Ontology annotation, biological process: cell adhesion mediated by integrin; integrin-mediated signaling pathway; cell-cell adhesion.